CGGGGCGUCCGCCUUGCAGAGCUGAUGUGUGUUGGGGGCGCCGUGACGCAGCGGCGUGCGCUCCGCAGCGCGGGAAUAAAGUCUGUGGAACUGCUACCUGUCCUGGAUUCCAGGCCCUGCUGUUGUGGCACUUCCCGAGUCAUCCAGCUGAAAGAGGAGGCCGGUUGAACUGUCUCUUCUCCGGGUAACGUGUCCUCUCCACCCCGUUGGAGCUAGCUCUAGACCCCGGGUUUUCGAUCAUUCCAGCCUUCUCCGGCGUUGGAGGUGCUCCGUCCCGCAGACCGGGCCUCUGGACAGCGUGUGGGAGAUUGAUGUAAUGAACAUCCUUUGCAUAUAUCUUGGUCCAUGUGUGCGUGUAUUUCCAUAGGAUAGAUACCAUUGGUGGCUUGAAGGGUAUGCAGUUUAAAAUGCUGAUAACUUCUACGAAAUGUCUUUGAAAAUGAUUGCACUGUUUUUAUUCACAGAGUAAUUGUUUUUUGGAUUUUGCAACUGGAGCCUAUUAAAGAUGAAUGAAAAAAAGUUGGAAACAACUCCACAGCAGCGGAAACUUCCUGAAUGGAUGUCUGGGCAGAAUGAGACCUGUCCUGCAGUAGAAGGAAAGGCAUCUGUUCAGAAGAGUGUUUUCGAAGAUGACCUCCCUUUCUUAGAAUACACUGGAUCAAUUGUUUAUAGUUAUGAAGCUAGUGAUUGUUCUUUUCUAUCAGAAGAUAUUAGCACGGAUCUGAGUACUGGAGGUGUGGUAGGAUUUGACAUGGAAUGGCCACCAGCGUACAGUAAAGGGAAACAGAGCAGAGUUGCACUGAUUCAGUUAUGUGUGUCAGAGAGCAAAUGUUAUUUGUUUCAUAUUUCUUCUAUGUCAGUUUUUCCUCAGGGAUUAAAGAUGUUGCUUGAAAAUGAAGCAAUUAAAAAAGCAGGUGUAGGAAUCAAAGGUGAUCAGCGGAAGCUUCUAUGUGACUUUGACAUUGAUUUGAAGAAUUUUGUGGAGCUGACAGAUGUUGCCAAUGAAAAGCUGAAAUGUACAGAAAUCUGGAGCCUGAAUGGUUUGGUUAAACAUCUCUUUGGCAAACAGCUUCUGAAAGACAGGUCUAUCCGCUGUAGCAAUUGGAAUGACUUUCCUCUCACUGAGGAUCAGAAGCUAUAUGCAGCCACUGAUGCAUAUGCUGGUCUCAUCAUUUAUCAAAAAUUAGAGAUUUUAGGUGAUGCUGUGCAAAGGUUUGCUAUAAAUAAAAAAGAGGAGGAAAUGCUACCUAGUGAUGUGAAGAAACAACUGACAUCAAUCUCUGGGAAUAUGAUGGAUCUGGCUAAGCAUCUCCCUGACACUUGGAAAAAAGUGGAAGAUCCGCAGAGGAUUUCUGUAUUAUUACGUGAUAUUUCAGAAAAUCUGUAUUCAUUGAGGAAGAUGAUACUUGGUUCUGCCGAGACUGUUCAGUUAUUACCAUUGGAAGAUCCAGCUGCUGACAGAGUACAACAGAAACAAAUUAGAAAACAGAAAAUUUUUACUGAAGUUGAAGAUGAUCUAUGGGACACAACACUUGAUAACUUAAUUAUACAUGAUGAAGGAAAUGUACUUCGAAAUGAAGUGAAACAAGAAGAAGAUGGGCUUGAAGCUGGAUUAGAAGAAGGCAAUAAGUUGAAAGAGAACAAAGAAAGAAUUUGUUUGAUGUCGUUAGAUAUUACAGAACGUGACCUCCAAAUUUUGGAACAGCAGGCUCAGGAAAAAUUUCAUAAUGAGACUUGCAAAUCUCCUGAGGAUAAAGAAGAGGAUCUAUCUUAUGUAAUUGAAAGUGAUGAAGAUUUAGAAAUGGAGAUGAUUAAGUCUUUAGAAAACCUAAAUACUGGCACGGCAGAUCCAGUUCAUUCAAAAUGCAGAGACAUGCAAAGAAAUCCGGAUGUUCCUUUUGAAGAUGACGAAGAUGAGAUUGAAGCUAUUGAAGAAGAAAAGGAGGGUGCAGACCAUUCAUUACCAGGACCUAAUGCAAGCCAAAUUAAUUUCCUCAAGAUCUAUUUUGGCCAUUCCAGUUUUAAGCCGGUUCAGUGGAAGGUGAUUCAUUCUGUUUUGGAAGAAAGGAGAGAUAAUGUUGUUGUGAUGGCAACUGGAUAUGGAAAGAGUUUGUGCUUCCAGUACCCUGCUGUGUAUUCAGGCAGGAUAGGCCUUGUCAUCUCUCCUCUUAUUUCUUUGAUGGAAGACCAAGUCCUCCAGCUUAAAAUGUCCAACAUUCCAGCUUGUUUUCUGGGAUCAGCACAGUCAAAAAAUGUUCUAGAAGAUAUUAAAUCAGGCAAAUACCGCAUUGUAUACCUAACUCCAGAAUUCUGUUCAGGUAACUUGAGCCUACUCCAGCAACUUCAGGCUAAUAUUGGUAUUACUCUUAUUGCUGUGGAUGAGGCUCACUGUAUUUCUGAAUGGGGACAUGACUUUAGAAUUUCAUUCCGAACUUUGGGCUCCUUAAAGGCGAUACUCCCAUCAGUUCCGAUUGUUGCACUUACUGCCACUGCAAGUUCUUCAAUCCGGGAAGACAUUGUGCGCUGCUUAAACCUGAAGAAUCCUCAGAUUACCUGUACUGGUUUUGAUCGACCAAACUUGUAUUUAGAAGUUGGGCGAAAAACAGGAAACAUCGUUCAGGAUCUUGUCCAAUUUCUUAUCCGAAAGACAAAUACCACCUGGGAAUUUGAGGGCCCAACUAUCAUCUAUUGUCCUUCCAGAAAAAUGACAGAACAAGUUACAGCUGAACUUAAGAAACUGAACUUAGCCUGUGGAACAUACCAUGCAGGCUUGAGUGUUAAAUCAAGGAGAGAGGUUCAUCAUAGUUUCAUGAGAGAUGAAAUUCAGUGUGUUAUAGCUACCAUAGCUUUUGGAAUGGGCAUUAAUAAAGCCGACAUUCGCAAAGUCAUUCAUUAUGGUGCUCCUAAAGAAAUGGAAUCGUAUUACCAGGAGAUUGGGAGAGCUGGCCGUGAUGGGCUUCAGAGUUCUUGUCAUGUACUGUGGGCUCCAGCAGACAUUAACUUAAACAGGCAUCGCCUUAGUGAGAUUCCCAAUGAAAAGUUUCGAUUAUACAAAUUAAAGAUGAUGGCAAAGAUGGAAAAAUAUCUUCAUUCCAGAAGGUGUAGGCGAAAACUCAUCUUGUCUCAUUUUGAAGACAAACAACUACGAAAGGCCUCCGUGGGUAUUAUGGGAACUGAAAAAUGCUGUGAUAAUUGCAGGUCCAGAUUGGAUCAUUGCUGUGCCAUUGAUGACUCAGAUGAGACAUCAAAGGACUUUGGUCCACAAGCAUUCCAGCUAUUAUCUGCUGUAGAAAUCUUAGGAGAAAAGUUUGGAAUUGGACUUCCGAUUUUAUUUCUCCAAGGAUCUAGUUCCCAGCGUCUUCCAGAUCAGUAUCGCAGACACAAUUUAUUUGGCAGUGGCAAGAAUCAGACAGAGAGUUGGUGGAAGGCUUUGUCCCACCAGCUCAUGGCUGAGGGAUUCUUGGUAGAAGUUUCUGGGAAGCGCAGAUUUGUAAGGAUUUGCACUCUUACAGAAAAGGGCAGAUGUUGGCUUCAUGAAGCCGGUACAGAGUCUCCUAAGAAACUUAUCCUCCAAGCUAGUGAAGAAUUGUGUCCGAGGGUAUUUCUUCUACCAAGUUCUAAAACUGUACCACCCGGCGUUGAACAGGGUUCCUAUAAUCAAGUACCAGCUGAGUCAACAAUAGACAAGAAGCAGCUUAACUUGGAGAAGAUGUAUUCUUAUAAAGCAACUGAUAAAAUUUCUUCUGGGAGAAACAUUCCUAAAAAAAGCUUCAUGGUGCAUUCACCAGGAAAACCUCACAAGUCCUCAGAACCUGUUAUUUCAGCUCAAGAGCAGGAGACUGAGACUGUGUUGUAUGGCAAACUGGUUGAAGCCAGGCAGAAACAAGCCAGUAAAAUGGAUGUCCCUCCAGCUAUUCUGGCAACAAAUAAGAUACUACUGGAUAUGGCCAAAAUGAGACCUACUACGUUUGAAAAUGUGAAAAGGAUCGAUGGUGUGUCUGAAGGCAAAGCUAAUAUGUUGACCCCUCUGUUGGAAGUCAUCAAAGAUUUCUGUCAAAUAAAUAGCAUUCAGACAGACCUCUUUUCAAGGACAAAACCUCAGGAAGAACAAAGGAACAGUGUGGUGGCAAAAAAUGAAGCAUGCUCCCUUUCACAGCCUAUGGCCAUCACGUAUUACUUAUUCCAAGAAAAGAAGAUGUCUUUGAUAAGUAUAGCCCAGGAGAGGGCUAUGCCUGUCACAACGGUUGGGAUGCACUUAACCCAAGCACUGAAAGCUGGCUGCCCACUUGAUAUGGAACGAGCAGGCCUGACUCUGGAGGUUCAGAAGAUUAUCGCUGAUGUUAUCCGAAACCCUCCCAUCAACUCAGAUAUAAAUGAAGUUAAACUAAUUAGAAAGCUGGUUCCUGAAAACAUUGACACGUACCUUAUCCACAUGGCACUUGAGAUCCUGGGAAAAGACUGUGACAACAGACUGUUAGACCAGCUUUCAUGUACUUCCAACAGAAAGAGAUAUUUCCCCAACUCUGAAGAGAGCUGUUCAAGUUCUAAGAGAAGCAGGGAAGAAGUAGGCGCUAAUACCAAGCCUGCCUCUGUAACCUCAAAGAGAAAAUUACCUGAGUGGUUUGCCAAAGGCAGAGAGACUUCAGCUGACACCAGCCAGAAAUCAAUGGCCAGAACAAAAAAGAAAGGUCUUUUUAGUUAAACUGGCAAUUGCCAGAGGAAUUGUGUGUGUCUUACUGUAUUAGAGGGGAACUGUGUUUCAUUUCUGAAAAUAGUGGCAAGGAGUACUUCAGUUAACAAAUUAUUCUAAUCUCAAAAGUAAGACUGACUCAUUUGUUGAACAGCUAACAUCUUAAACCAGCCUUGUGCAGUUUACUAAAGUUGAGUCUUCUGAGAGCCUGAGUGAGUAAUCAUAGAAUAGAAUAAAUACAUUAAUCUCCUUUACGCUUGCUCUAAGAAACCGUUACUGCUCUGUUUCUUAAUCUCUUUAUUUCAGCAGUAUAUUUAAGGGGUGCCGAUUUGAUAUAAAUAACAGACUGAUGGUUGUAGGAUGAUUACGUGUGUAAUAGAAAAUCUUCAUAUCUUACCAGCUUGCUUUCUUGUGAACGAAGGAAGCAUAGUUAUUUUUACAAUGUCCUUACCAUCUUUAUAAGAAGCUCUUAGACACAUUGAUAAAUGGUAUUAGUGGAACAGACCAGUGAAAAUGAAACAUUCUGGGUUCCAUGCAUGUAGAGAAAAAUAAUGUAGCAAAGUAGACCAACUUCACUAGGCAACCAUGCACUUUGUAUUUUGUAUGCUAUUUCUAUUAUCUUUCAAGUACUAAAUUCCUUCAUAUUGAAUAUUACAAAAUAUAUAUGUUAUAUAUGCAUUUUAUAUAUAUAUGUGUGUGUGUAUAUAUAUAUUUUUUUAACUUUUACUUAAUUACCUUGAGCACUUUCAGUUUUUGAGGAUGUUGGAGUUUGAGUGUAAUACCUCUUUAUGUAGCACAUGUGACUUCGCGAUCGAAACCCAUACUCUGAUGCUGAGUUUGGUAAACCAUGGUUAAUAUCACUUUAACCAGUUCACCUUACGGCCUUUAACUGAUGUUUUUGUAACAAAAAUCACUAUUAAUAAAGAAGAGAUAUUGUAGGAGAACUAGGAAAUCUGGAGAGAUGAAAAGAAGAAAAUAAAAAUCAGUGGUGGUUGUACCCAGCAGAUCAUCAGUUAACCCCUUCUUUGUAUCCUGCUAAGCCUCUGUAUUCACUGCUUUUCUUAGUUUGAUACAUGAAUAAUAAAUGAAUGUGUUUUCUUUGUAAAACAUUUAAGUUAAAACACAAAAGAUCUCUGUAUUCCCAUUUUCCUGCAUCUCAUUACCAUUCCCUUUCCAGAAAGUAACUCCUAUUAAGUACGUGACUUAUAGUUCUCUCAUCAUUCCUUAUGCAUUUAUAUGCCUUGCAUAUAUAUCUACACAUACAUUCCUGUUUUUUAAAGUGAGUUAGAUCAUGCUGUAUGCAACUUUCUGCAACAAACUCUUUUCACUUAAUAUGUCAUGAAGAACUUCCCAUGUCAGUAUAUAUAUUGGUCUGUCUCAUUCUUUUUUACAGCUCCCUACCAUUCUAUAUGUUGAAUAUAUUGUAUUUUAUAUAAUCACUUUCAUAUUGGUGAUUUUUGUCUUUUUUUUCUACUUUAGAUUAUUUCUAGAAGUAGAAUUAGAGAAUGAAAUUUAUAUUUCACUGAAUAUAUUAUGAAUAUUUUUUUCCAUGUCAUUAAAUUGUUUUCCACAGAAUCUUUUUCGGUGGCUUUUUGUAGUACAGUGAUUCUCAAAGUGUGGUCUGCAGACUUUUAGGGGUUUUUGAGACUCCUUCCGGGAAUUUACAAAGGAAAACUAUUUUCAUAAUACCAAGAUGGGAUUUGCCUUUUGUCCUAUGUUUUUUCCACUGAGGGUGCAAAGCAGUCGUGAGUAAAACCACUGGUACUUAAGUGCAAAUCAAGACAGUGACACCAGAUUGCUGGUUUUAUUAAUUCUCAGUCCUCAAACACAUCUUCUCAAUCUUUUAUGUGAUGAAAUGGCAAGUGUGUAUAAAACACUUCUGCUCUGUACCAAAGUGUGAUGGUUGUCUCCAGGAAAAACUCUUGUUUGAAUGGUGAACUGAAUUAAUUCUUUUUCCAUGGACUACCAUUUCUGACUGAAAAGAAUGACUGAUAGAAAACUAUGAUUGGUUAUUGAGACUUGGGCAUUUGGUGGAUAUUUUCUCAAAAUUGAAUCAAGUCAUCCUGUCACUUCAGGGAAAACUGAUGGUUAUUUGUUGGCAAUGAUAAAAUUUGAGAUUUCUGGCAGAAUUUAUAGUUUUGGAAAACUUGUGUCUGCUGCCAGGAGUUUGAAAGCUUCCAAUAUUAUAAAGGCUUCUCUAAUGAGAUAUUAUUCAUACGAUUAACAAAAUUUUUAGAAGAUCUGCAUAACUCAGUGAACUCCAUUAUUUUCUAGGUGACUAAUACGUGAUCUUAUAAAAUCAUGCAUGAGUAAAAGAGUCAUCCAAACCACAAAGUGGCCCAAUGGAUUUUAAUGUAGCAGAGUAUGAAAACAUUUAUUUAUAUGGUUUCAGAUUGUACACUGCAGCCAGUCUUUAAGAAACUACAGAUGUCCAGUUGUGGUAUAGUUUCAAAGAAGAGUGCCUAUAAUUAUCUGGAAAAGCUAUUAAAAUACUCUUAAUUAAGGUCACACUUUCUCCACACACGUCAACCAAAAGACCAUAUAUUGAAUAUAGGAUCAGAUUGAAUGAAGAAGCAGAUCUGAGACUCCAGCCACUUCUGUGAAGCCAGACAAUGCUAUUCUUCUAUUUUGUGGGGGAUAUUUUUGUAAAAUUUAUUUAUGUUAUCAUAUAUUGGAUUUACUGCUGGUUUUUUUAAAUUAAUAAACAUUUCUUAAACAUUU
This is a messenger RNA of Mustela lutreola (European mink), 7411 nucleotides long. RefSeq names its product WRN RecQ like helicase (gene WRN). Gene Ontology annotation, biological process: double-strand break repair via homologous recombination; DNA replication; telomere maintenance. The transcript is spliced from 35 exons. The coding region runs from base 506 to 4702 and encodes 1398 amino acids. Gene Ontology annotation, molecular function: 3'-5' DNA helicase activity; 3'-5' exonuclease activity; ATP binding. The record is from RefSeq and is a predicted model, not a curated record. Gene Ontology annotation, cellular component: cytoplasm; chromosome; nucleus. Lineage: Eukaryota; Metazoa; Chordata; Mammalia; Carnivora; Mustelidae.